This is a messenger RNA of Prunus avium (sweet cherry), 3131 nucleotides long. The record is from RefSeq and is a predicted model, not a curated record. Lineage: Eukaryota; Viridiplantae; Streptophyta; Magnoliopsida; Rosales; Rosaceae.
AUGACAUCUUUAACUUCCUCUAAACUAUGCUUCCUGCCUUAUUGCCUUGUCAUCUUCUUGUAUGUUUCAUCACCAAAUUGGGUUGCUUUUCCUUCUGCUACUUCUACUUCUCAUACUGAAGCAAAGGCUCUUCUCAAAUGGAAAGCCAGCUUAUUUCCAAAUCAAGCCCUCAAUAACCUCACCUGGUACAACCCUCCCACUCAUAAUAUUAAUGCCACCAAUUCUUCCAGCACCAAUCCAAAACCAAGAACAAGCCCAUGCACUUGGACUGGUGUUUCAUGCAACUCAGCUGGAAGUGUUAGAAAGCUAAACCUUUCCACUUAUGGUAUUCAAGGUACGCUACAUGAGUUUUCAUUCUUGUCCUUCCCUAAUCUUGAAUAUCUUAACCUCAGCUUGAACAAAAUCUUUGAUGCCAUCCCACCUCAAAUCAGUUACCUCUCCAAACUCCACCAUCUUGAUCUCUCCCAAAAUCAGUUUUCUGGGAGAAUCCCACCAAAAAUCAGUCUCUUAAGAAAUCUUAGGUUUCUUCAACUCUAUGACAAUAAAUUUGUUGGGAAUAUUCCAAAUGAGAUAGGCAACCUAAAAUCUCUUGUAUAUCUAUCAUUGUCCUGGAACAAUUUAAGUGGUCUCAUCCCUCCAAAUAUUGGUAACUUAAUAAACCUUAACACUUUGUACUUGUAUUCCAAUCAACUUUCUGGUUUGAUUCCCAAGGAGAUAGGGAACUUGAAAUCUCUUGUACAUCUAUUGUUGUUCUCCAACAAUUUAAGUGGUCUCAUCCCUCCAAAUAUUGGCAACUUAAUAAACCUAAACACUUUGUACUUGUAUUCCAAUCAACUUUCUGGUUUGAUUCCCAAGGAGAUAGGGAACUUGAAAUCUCUUGUAAAUCUAGGCUUAAGUGAGAAUCAACUCAAUGGUUCAAUUCCAACCUCAUUUGCUAACUUGAGCAACUUGGAGAUCUUAUUCCUACGCGAUAACCAACUUUCCGGCUCCAUUCCCCAAGAGUUAGAGAAUCUCAAGAAUUUGACAUUACUGCACUUGGAUGCAAACCAAUUGUCUGGUUAUUUGCCCCAAAAUAUCUGCCAAGGUGGAAAACUCACAAACUUGUCAGUAAACACAAACUAUUUGACUGGUCCAAUCCCCAAAAGCUUGAAAAAUUGCACGACCUUGGUGAGAUUCCAUCUUAACCAAAACCAAUUGACAGGUGAUAUAUCUGAAGACUUCGGUGUUUAUCCGAAUCUUGAUUUUAUGAAUAUAAGCCACAACAACUUGUAUGGAGAAAUCUCAUACAACUGGGGACAAUGCCCAAAGCUGAAAACCUUACUAAUGGCAGGAAACAGCCUUACUGGUAGCAUACCACCUGAGAUAGGCAACGCAACCCAAAUUCAUGUGUUGGACCUUUCUUCAAAUCAUUUAGUUGGGUUGAUCCCAAAAGAAUUCGGGAAGUUAUCUUCAUUGUUGAAGUUGAUGUUGAAUGGAAAUCAACUUUCGGGUUGUAUACCGUCGGAAUUCAGAUCAUUGAAUGAUCUUGAAUAUCUUGACUUGUCAACAAACAAAUUCAAUGAGUCAAUUCCGAGCAUUCUAGGUGACUUGUCCAAAUUGCACUACUUGAAUUUGAGCAACAACAAGUUGGCUCAACCAAUUCCAUCUAAGUUGAGGACGUUAGUUCAAUUGAAUGAUUUGGAUUUAAGUCAUAACUCACUUGAAGGUAGCAUACCAUCAGUAUUGAGCAAUAUGAAGAGUUUGAUGAUGCUCAAUCUUUCCCACAACAAUCUUUCGGGUUCCAUACCAUCAAGUUUCGAAGAGAUGCACGGCUUGUCGUCCGUUGACAUAUCCUACAAUCACUUGGAAGGUCCCCUUCCCAACAUCAGUGCAUUUCGAGAAGCUCCGCCAGAAAGAUUGAAAGGGAACAAAGGAUUGUGUGGCAAAGUUGGAGCUCUACUACCACCCUGCAAUGCACAUGGCUUAAAAAAGGACCACAAGGUCAUAUUCUCUCUUCUAGCGGCAUUUGUACUUCUAUCUGCUCUCUUUACAAUUGUCUUUGUAAUAGUGCAAAGAAAGAAGAAGCAUCAAGAUACUAAACAAAACCACAUGCAUGGAGAGAUUUCCUUUUCGGUUUUAAAUUUUAAUGGAAAAUCAAUGUAUGAGGAAAUCAUAAGGGCAACAGAAGAUUUUGAUUCCACAUAUUGCAUUGGGAAGGGAGGACAUGGAAGUGUCUACAUAGUGAAUUUGUCAUCUGGAGAUGUAGUGGCCGUGAAGAAAUUCCAUCUGCUAUGGGAUGGCGAGAUAGAAUUUCAGAAGGAGUUCUUGAAUGAAGUAAGGGCACUCAGUGAGAUAAGACAUCGGAAUAUUGUGAAGCUCUAUGGUUUCUGCAUACAUAAACAACACUCGUUUUUGGUGUAUGAGUAUCUUGAAAAAGGUAGCUUGGCCGCAAUGUUGAGCAAAGAUGAAGAAGCUAAAGAGUUGGGGUGGAGUAUAAGGGUGAAUAUUGUUAAAGGUGUAGCUCAUGCCUUGUCUUACAUGCAUCACGAUUGCUUGCCACCGAUUGUACAUCGUGACAUCUCAAGCAAGAACAUUUUGUUGGAUUCUGAAUAUGAGGCAUGUGUUUCAGACUUUGGCACAACUAAGUUUUUAAAUCCAGACUCAACUAAUUGGACUGCGGCUGCAGGCACAUAUGGCUACAUGGCACCAGAGCUUGCUUACACAAUGGAAGUGAAUGAGAACUGCGAUGUUUAUAGCUUUGGUGUGGUCACUUUGGAAAUAAUUAUGGGAAAGCAUCCUGGAGAUCUUUUCUCGUCUUUCUCAUUAAUCUCUUCAUCCUCCUCCUCCUCAUCAUCAUCUGCAUUACCACCCCAUCAAAUACCAAUUGUGGAUGUUUUGGACCAACGCAUUUCCCCUCCUACGCAUCAAGUUGCAAGUGAAGUGGUCUCUCUUGUGAAGAUAGCCUUUUCAUGCUUGAAUUCUAGCCCGAAAUCUCGUCCAACAAUGAAACAAGUUUCUCAUUUCCUCUCAACUCAGAUGCUGCAUUUGUCGAAGCCAGUACAUAUGAUGAAAUGUGGUGAAUUGCUUGCUCUUGAUCCUUUGGCUACCUGAUCAGAACAUGCUUCUUUGCUACACACAUUUCACUUUCUCUG